CGAGCUUGACGCCAUAAUGCCUGCCGGAUGGUCGUUAAACCUUUCAAAACCCCCACGACUUGUCGGUUGCAGCCCGGCAAGCCUGUCGAGAUUGCUCUUUUAGAGCGCAAAAAAGGGUUUUUUGCCCAUUCGGGCUGUUUGCGCUGUCAAGGUGGGAAUGGAGCCCCCGUCGCUUGCAAACACAUGGUGCGGAAAGUAGUGUUUGGUUCAACUCUUUUAAAGGUCUCAUUCUACCGUGAGCGGAACAAGCAAGCCGAGCGAAAGCCCAAGGAGCGCACAAGACUAACCUGGGCGAAACCAAGAUCAGCGGCGAGGUCGCCAACAGUGACCUACCGCUGAGUAGUUACUUAAACAAACGGCUCCUUUUAAGGAGCCACCAGAUAUAAGAAAGUAAUGACCAACUCGAAUGUGUGAUACUCUUUUUUUUCUCUUUUCUGGCCCUUUUUUUUUUUUCAUUAUUUUCCUCAAAAAAAAGAUCAGCAUUCAAGCCAUUUCGAUUCGAACCGAAAGUUCCAUACGCCUCACUUUUAGAUCGCGCUGAUUGUGUCCAUCCCUGGGGUUGGAUCACUCAAAUAAUCAUACUUAGAAGGGAUUUAUUCAAUUAUCUUUCACCCAGUCGCCCUUUUGAACUAGCCUCGCGUCUUGCCAAGAUCGCUAAUAGGCCUUGAACCUGAUAGCGUGUUCUGGACAACGUUCUUUUCAUUUUUGCCUCAAAAUUAUGCAACACCGGAACCUGGUAAUUUGACACCGAUACCAGUACCAGUUUAUCAAUCAUGGAGGAAGCAGGGCACGAGGCUUGGUAAGUGAGAAUUAAAUGCACCCGUAUUAAGUACUUCUGCCAGCGACCUAUUCGCGUUUGUAAACACGAAAGUAUUUCUUAGUCAAACAGCACACCGUAGCUCACAGUAAAAGCUAGUAAAUCCGCCGGUGGUUCAUUGAAAUGAGCCACAUUUAUUCUCGCUAAAAUAGCUGACAAUUUCAACUUGACGGAUUACACACAAUAACAAAAAGUAUUCAGUCUAGAUUUUGAUGUCCUCGUUUGACUGUUUUUUAUCAAAGUAUCUCAUAUUCUUGAAUGGUGAUAAGUAGUAUUUGGUUUUGGAGAAAAAUAGCAGAAAAGCAAGGAGUUUGAAAGGAUAAAUUGAGUCUGUAAACCAAACUCAUCACUGAAUUUUAUCUUACUUUAUUAGUGAGAUAUUUCCUGUUCCAGGAAGUUUUGGACUUAGUGGACUGAAUCAAAGUAAAAUACUACUCUAAACCCUAAGUAAAUGGCAUAAUUUGAUAAAAAUGUUGAAAAUUAGACAAGGUAAUUGAUAAGAUUUAUUAAUUUAUCAAAUUAUUUCUGAAUUCACAGGAGUUAAGAGAGAAAGGGAUUCAACAGGUAACUAAAAAAAAUACUUUGCAAAGUGGAGUUUCAACAGUUUAAAAAAUAGAAGAAAUUUGAGUAUUCAAUUUAACAUACUACUUUUUUUCAAUUAUGUCAAUUAGAAGAAGAACGACAAUUAACAUGGGGAUGGGGAUUCGUUGGUGGCCCCAUCACCACAGAAGAAGACCCUGAGGGUCAGAGCGAUUUUAAUAGUGGUUAUCAUUCCGCUGAAACUGAGAUCAUUUCAGAUUCAGAAGAUGAUCUAUUCUUUUUAGAUG
Pocillopora meandrina is the source of this 1644-nucleotide messenger RNA. Lineage: Eukaryota; Metazoa; Cnidaria; Anthozoa; Scleractinia; Pocilloporidae. The record is from the annotation of a GenBank genome assembly.